Messenger RNA from Mesorhabditis spiculigera, 606 nucleotides. Lineage: Eukaryota; Metazoa; Nematoda; Chromadorea; Rhabditida; Rhabditidae. The record is from the annotation of a GenBank genome assembly.
AUGGCCGAAUGCGACGAUAAACCGACAACAGGCACGCUGAAGGACGCCGCGCAGCCCGUGGAGGUGCCGCCGAUCCAACAGCCUUUCAUCGACGACAUGUGCGACUCGGUGACGCUGAUCAAGCGCGGGCCCCAAUACUACCUGAUCAUGACGUCGACGGGGCGAUGUAACGAUCCGGUGCGCCUCGGCAGACACAUCGCGCAGCCGCUGCCCAGCCUCCGUGACUACCACAUGGCCGUCGAGAACUGGAACAGCAACGCGAGCCUGUACAACUACUGCCAGCCGAGCGCCAACGUGCCCCCGCCCGCCACCGAGCUCCCGAUGUUCGUCACCGGAGAGCGCAUGAGGCCGAAGGACUGGAUGGCCUACGUCGCCGGGCCAAACCUCCUCCAAACGGCCAAGCAGGUGGUGACGAUGAAGACGCGGGCCGCGGAAGACCUUCAAGACGCUCCGGGCGCCCGGUGGUUCACGCUGAGCCAGCACGGGCUGCACAUGAACCCGAAGCUGGCCAGCCAACUGCGCCACUACAUCCUCAAGGAGGAGGAGGAGGAUGCUGACGGUGACAAGGAGAAGCACCACUCGAAAGCCGACGAUCCGGUCACGGUC